UACAAGGGAAUAUAUCAAGUUAUAGCAACUUCCAAUAACUUUACCACACAACUACUUAUCGUGCGCCACUCCUUCCUUUAUAUAAAAAAAAGCUUUCUCGCACCUUCUCCACUAUCUAACUUCACCACCCAUUUUGAUUUCUACUUCAUACUCUCUUUAUUUGAUUAAAAAUGGCGACAAAAAGGAGUGUAUCAACACUACAAGAAUCAGAUUUGAAGGGGAAAAGAGUAUUUGUUAGGGUUGAUUUAAAUGUUCCAUUAGAUGAUAAUUGUAACAUCACUGAUGAUACAAGAAUUCGUGCUGCUAUUCCCACUAUUAAAUACUUGUCUGGUUAUGGGGCUAAAGUCAUCCUCUGCAGUCAUCUGGGACGUCCAAAAGGUGUCACUCCCAAAUUCAGCUUGAAGCCCCUUGUACCAAGGCUUUCUGAGCUUCUUGGAUGUGAGGUUAAAAUGGCAAAAGAUUCCAUUGGUGAGGAAGUUGAGAAAAUGGUAGCUGAGUUGCCUGAAGGAGGUGUUGUGCUUCUUGAGAAUGUGAGAUUCUACAAAGAGGAAGAGAAGAAUGACCCUGAAUUUGCAAAGAAAUUGGCUUCUCUAGCAGAUGUGUAUGUGAAUGAUGCAUUUGGGACUGCCCACAGAGCUCAUGCUUCCACUGAGGGUGUUGCCAAUUAUUUGAAGCCCUCUGUUGCUGGCUACUUGAUGCAGAAGGAGCUCGACUACCUAGUCGGAGCUGUGGCAAACCCCAAGAAACCUUUUGCUGCUAUUGUUGGUGGCUCCAAAGUGUCAUCAAAGAUUGGUGUGAUUGAGUCCUUGUUAGCUAAGGUGGACUAUCUUAUACUUGGAGGAGGUAUGAUAUUCACUUUUUACAAAGCCCAAGGAAUCUCAGUUGGAUCCUCUCUUGUGGAGGAAGACAAGCUUGAGCUUGCAACUUCUCUCAUCGAGAAGGCAAAGGCUAAAGGAGUAUCUUUGAUGCUUCCUACUGACGUUGUAAUUGCUGAUAAGUUUGCCGCUGAUGCUGAAAGCAAGACUGUACCAGCCUCUGCAAUCCCAGAUGGUUGGAUGGGAUUGGACAUUGGACCAGAUUCUAUCAAGACUUUCAACGAGGCUUUGGAUAAAACCCAAACCAUCAUAUGGAAUGGACCGAUGGGUGUUUUUGAAUUUGACAAAUUCGCUGCAGGAACUGAGGCCGUAGCCAGGAAGUUGGCCGAGCUUAGUGGAAAGGGUGUGACCACAAUCAUCGGUGGAGGUGAUUCUGUUGCUGCUGUGGAGAAGGUUGGUCUUGCUGACAAGAUGAGCCACAUCUCUACUGGAGGCGGUGCAAGCUUAGAACUUUUGGAAGGCAAACCGUUGCCCGGUGUUCUUGCCCUUGAUGAUGCUUAAGUAUAAUCUUCUCUUGCUGCCUGGUCUUUUGCCCGAAGUUUAUGAAAAACUGGGUUUUUCUUGCCUGUAGAGGAGUUAGUGCAGGUCUUAAAUAAACUUUUUUUUCCGAGAAUAUUUGGAACACAGGUGUCAAUAAUUUAAGUAUCUCUCUUUUGCUGUGGUU
Beta vulgaris subsp. vulgaris (sugar beet) is the source of this 1539-nucleotide messenger RNA. Its product is annotated as phosphoglycerate kinase 3, cytosolic. The transcript has 7 exons. Gene Ontology annotation, cellular component: cytosol. The coding region runs from base 171 to 1376 and encodes 401 amino acids. NCBI's taxonomy places the organism in Eukaryota, Viridiplantae, Streptophyta, Magnoliopsida, Caryophyllales, Amaranthaceae. The record is from RefSeq and is a predicted model, not a curated record. Gene Ontology annotation, biological process: glycolytic process; gluconeogenesis. Gene Ontology annotation, molecular function: ATP binding; phosphoglycerate kinase activity; ADP binding.